Molecule: messenger RNA, 2865 nt
Organism: Cajanus cajan (pigeon pea)
Lineage: Eukaryota; Viridiplantae; Streptophyta; Magnoliopsida; Fabales; Fabaceae
Product: protein PSK SIMULATOR 1
Biological process (GO): positive regulation of growth
Source: RefSeq, a predicted model, not a curated record
CACACCUCAUUCCACUUUCUAAAAUUCUGAUACCCCUUUUUGAAAACCAGACACCAAUCAUCAAACAAACUCUCAAACUUCAAAACACCACACAACACAACACAGCACCCUCUCUCCAAAAAACAUAAACUCUCCCAGUCCCAGGCACCAGCACCAACACCAACACCAACACUUCUCUCUCUCUUGUUAUUGCUGCACACAAUCAAGUACACCCAUCAUCCUCCCUCUCUUCACGCCUGCAACUAGUGCUCAAUUUUGUGUUUGGCGCAUGCUAUUGCUAACCAACCAACCCUCUCCCUUCCAACAAUUCCUUCUUCUUCCUCUUCCCAUCAUCAUGCCACACUCACCUUUCUCUCUUUCUAUGUUUUAACUUUCUCAAACACCUUCUGACUUCUCCACUAUCUCUUCCAUUGCCCCUUCUUUAUUUAUCAUCAUGACCCUCAAACAAUUCAACCCAAGUUCCCAGCUUUGAUACCCUCUUGGCCUCUUCCUCUUGUCCCCCUUAAUGGGUCUUUCUCCAAUUCAACCAAAGGUUCCAUCUUUGAUAAGCCUCCAUGUUCUAGCCUUCCCAAAGGUGUAGCCUUUUGGGGGUGUAUAAGUAGUUUUGGCACACCCCAUUUUUUCUUUUGAAGAAACUGUGUGCUGCAGCUAUGGUUGCAGAAGCUUGGAUUGUAAAGAUGGGUAACCAGGUAAGCUCCAAUCUCAAGCAUGCCCUUCUUCUUGAAACUUUGACCAAGAGGAAACAGAGCAACAAGAGGUCAGACACCAAAGUAACCAUAGGUAUUCUUUCUUUUGAGGUAGCAAAUGUGAUGUCCAAAACUGUGCACCUCCACAGGUCACUGUCAGAGUCUGAGAUCUCAAAGCUGAGGAAUGAGAUCUUGGGCUCAGAGGGUGUUAAGAAUUUGGUGUCCUCUGAUGAGUCCUAUCUCCUCGAGCUGGCUCUGGCUGAAAAGCUUGAGGAGUUGAACAGGGUUGCUAGUGUGGUCUCUAGGUUGGGGAAGAAGUGCUCUGAGCCUGCCCUGCAAGGGUUUGAGCAUGUGUAUGGGGACAUUGUUGGUGGGGUUAUAGAUGUCAAGGAAUUGGGGUUCUUGGUUAAGCAUAUGGAGGGAAUGGUGAGGAAAAUGGAUAGGUAUGUUAGUGUCACUAGGAAUUUGUACAGUGAGAUGGAGGUGUUGAAUGAGUUGGAGCAAGCAGUGAAGAAGUUUCAGCAUAAUCAGCAUGAGGAGAGUAGGAGGGCCUUUGAGCAGAAGCUCAUGUGGCAGAAGCAAGAUGUGAGGCAUCUUAAGGAUGUUUCCCUUUGGAACCAGAACUUUGAUAAGGUUGUUGAGUUGUUAGCUAGGACAGUUUGUACCAUUUAUGCUAGGAUUUCUGCAAUCUUUGGUGAAUCAGCUCUGAGGAAGAAUGCCCUUGGGCUUGGAGGAAGCUCACCGGUUGCCCAAAAUGAAUGGGGUAAUGUUCAGGCAAGUUCUGAGAGGUUGAAGCGCAACCAGAGCAAGAGAAAUGGAUACCAUUCUGGUUCGGUUGGGAGAAUCCCUGCGGCGGAGAAAAGGGGAGCUACUAGUAGGCCUCAGAUUGAUUUAAGGAGAGGUGAGUUAGCACCUCUCCGACCAGAGGAUUUUGGAUUUCCAUGUGGAACAAGUCCAGGGAGACUUUUCAUGGAAUGCCUGAGUUUGAGUAGCUCAGUUUCGAAAUUUGAUGAUGCUGAUGAUGAUUAUGUGAUGAACCGGGAGGAUCAACAUAGUAGCUAUCGCAGUGUUGGGAUAGGGAAUAACAGCAUGAAGAGGGAACACACAUGCCAUUCUGGUAUUCUAACUAAUGCUCAAAGUGGUGUUCCUUUCACUGGAGAUCUAAGACAAGCCAAAUUUGGUGUUCAAAGUUGCACUACAUUUGGUCCUAAAAGUAGGUUAGCUGUUUAUGCUCCUCCUUCCACACUUGGAGGGUGUGCUCUAGCAUUGCACUAUGCCAAUGUCAUAAUUGUCAUUGAGAAGCUGCUUCGAUACCCUCAUUUAGUCGGCGAGGAAGCGAGGGAUGAUCUAUAUCAGAUGCUUCCUUCGAGCUUAAGGUUGUCACUUAAGGCCAAACUGAAGUCCUAUGUGAAGAAUUUGGCCAUAUAUGAUGCCCCUCUUGCCCAUGACUGGAAGGAGAAUCUUGAUGGGAUACUCAAAUGGCUUGCUCCUCUUGCUCACAACAUGAUCAGAUGGCAAAGUGAGCGGAAUUUUGAACAACACCAAAUCGUCAGCAGGACGAAUGUUCUGCUGCUUCAGACAUUAUACUUUGCUGACAGGGAAAAGACGGAGGAAUCAAUCUGUGAACUUCUUGUUGGGUUGAAUUACAUAUGCCGGUACGAGCAUCAGCAAAAUGCUCUACUGGAUUGUGCAAGCAGUUUUGAUUUUGAAGAUUGCGUGGAGUGGCAAUUGCAAUGUGGAGAUUCUUUUCUCAAUUGAAUACAUUUUGAAUUUUGAAAUCUUCAAUAUGGUGGUGAGCAUUUUCUUGAUUUUAAAUAUCUUAUGAGGAUAUCAUCUCAAUACAAUGUGGAAUUACCAACUUUACACGUUGAGGGCUAAUAUUGUUGAAGACUUGAAAAGUAUAAUUGUAUUUAUUUACUGUUUGACUCGCAGUGGAUAAGCAGUCAUAUUUAUAAAGGGGCAUAGAAGUUCAAUCAUACUGAACUUGUAUAUAUUUAUGUACAGAUUGCUUAUUGCUUAGAGUAUGCUUUGUUAGAAUCGUUGUCAUGAAUAGCACAGAAAAACUAGUAUUGGUUUCAUAAUUUUUAAGCUGGUGUUGAUUUGUUGGUGCUUGUAUUUCUAUUCUAGUUCUGUAUCAUGAAUAUGAUCAAAUCAUAAGGUCUAGUUUUCUUGUCUGUAA